Molecule: messenger RNA, 402 nt
Organism: Adineta ricciae
Lineage: Eukaryota; Metazoa; Rotifera; Eurotatoria; Adinetida; Adinetidae
Source: the annotation of a GenBank genome assembly
AUGAAAAUCAUCAGAGAAAAACAAGCAGAUAUUAUUUUUGGUCCAUAUCAGGACAAAGUACAAUUAUAUGGAUAUACCAAAAGAGAAGGAACUGUCGACGCCAAACGACGAACGACAGAGGACGACGGAAAUGGCAAAAAAGAAAUAUGUGUGUUGCCAUCUCGCGAAGAAAAAAAAAGAGCAGAACUUAUUAUCUUCGUUAUCAAUGUACGAGAUAUUGUACCAACAAUGUUCUAUGGCGAUAUCUCAACAUGGAAAGCUACUUUAGAUCCUGGCAAGAAUUUGCCCUGUUCAAACAGUGGUCUUCAACGCAACGGCAAUGAAACUGAAGUGAAAUCAUCAGCAGGUGCUGAAGGCAACGGACAAGUACCACAGCAAUCCAACAAUGAACAAAAGAAAUGA